Molecule: messenger RNA, 1916 nt
Organism: Rhinichthys klamathensis goyatoka
Lineage: Eukaryota; Metazoa; Chordata; Actinopteri; Cypriniformes; Leuciscidae
Gene: cct6a
Product: chaperonin containing TCP1, subunit 6A (zeta 1)
Exons: 14
Coding region: 94-1689 (531 amino acids)
Biological process (GO): protein folding
Cellular component (GO): chaperonin-containing T-complex
Molecular function (GO): ATP-dependent protein folding chaperone; ATP hydrolysis activity; ATP binding
Source: RefSeq, a predicted model, not a curated record
AAGAAGAAGAGGGAGUGGAAGCUUCUAGACGCCCGAGCUUCGUUAGCUUCUCUUCCUUUAUCCCCGUGACUCUGUGUUCAGGUUUCCAGCAGAAUGUCCGCGGUUAAAGCACUAAACCCGAAAGCAGAGGUGGCCCGGGCUCAUGCGGCCCUGGCCGUGAACAUCAGUGCGGCCCGGGGACUUCAGGACGUGCUGAAGAGUAACCUGGGGCCGAAGGGGACAAUGAAAAUGCUUGUGUCUGGUGCAGGAGACAUCAAGCUCACCAAAGAUGGGAAUGUUCUGCUGCAUGAGAUGCAAAUCCAGCAUCCCACUGCUUCAUUGAUUGCCAAGGUGGCCACAGCACAGGAUGACAUCACGGGAGAUGGCACAACAUCUAACGUGCUCAUUAUUGGAGAGCUCCUCAAGCAGGCGGACCUCUAUGUUUCUGAGGGUCUUCACCCCAGGGUAAUCGCAGAGGGAUUCGAGGCUGCGAAGGAAAAAGCCCUUGAGGUUCUGGAAGAGGUAAAGGUCGUGAAGGAGAUGGACAGAGAGACUCUCAUCCAUGUAGCCAGGACCUCACUCAGAACCAAGGUCCACGUGGAGUUGGCCGAUUUACUUACAGAGGCUGUGGUGGACGCUGUGCUGGCCAUCAGGAAACCCAACGAGCCCAUCGACCUCUACAUGGUGGAGAUCAUGGAGAUGAGACACAAAACCGACAGCGAUACACAGCUGAUCAGAGGAUUGGUGUUGGACCAUGGAUCUAGACAUCCUGACAUGAAGAAGAGGGUGGAGGACGCUUUUAUUCUCACUUGCAACGUUUCUUUGGAAUAUGAGAAAACAGAAGUGAACUCUGGGUUCUUCUACAAGAGUGCAGAUGAGCGAGACAAGCUGGUCAAGGCUGAAAGGAAGUUCAUUGAAGAUCGUGUGAUGAAAAUCAUUGAUCUAAAGAAUAAAGUGUGUGGAGACACUAAGAAAGGCUUUGUGGUCCUCAAUCAGAAGGGUAUUGAUCCAUUUUCUCUGGAUGCUUUGGCUAAAGAGGGGAUUGUGGCUCUGCGCCGAGCAAAGAGGAGGAACAUGGAAAGGCUGUCUCUGGCCUGCGGUGGCAUAGCUAUGAACUCGGUGGACGAUCUCACUCCUGAGUGUUUGGGACACGCUGGGCUUGUGUACGAGCACACACUGGGAGAGGAGAAGUACACGUUCAUUGAGAAGUGUGGAAACCCUCGCUCCGUGACCCUGCUGGUGAAAGGGCCCAACAAGCACACGCUCACACAGAUCAAAGAUGCGGUCCGAGACGGGCUCCGGGCCGUCAAAAACGCCAUUGAAGACGGAUCUGUUGUGGCCGGGGCCGGUGCGUUCGAGGUGGCUGUAGCGAACGCUUUGGUCAAUCAUAAGCCCAAAGUAAAGGGCCGUGCCCAGCUGGGGGUGCAGGCGUUUGCUGAUGCCCUCCUCGUCAUCCCCAAGGUCCUGGCUCAGAAUUCAGGCUACGACCCUCAAGAGACUCUUGUGAAGCUCCAGAGUGAAUUCAAGGAGUCCGGACAACUGGUGGGAGUGAACCUGAACACAGGUGAACCCAUGGUUGCAGGAGAGGCCGGUGUGUGGGAUAACUACUGUGUGAAGAAGCAACUGCUCCACUCCUGCACUGUAAUUGCCAGCAACAUCCUUCUGGUUGAUGAGAUCAUGAGGGCUGGCUUGUCUUCACUCAAAGGAUAGUCCAUCAUCAGGAAACCCGCCGUCAUCCCGCCUGGACUCGAGACCACAAUCCUAGGCUGUUAACAACACACUUGUCUGCUCAUUGUAUGUGUCCAAGCAGUUUUGUCCAUUUUCUGACCUAGGAAAUGUUACUCCUUCCAGUCAGUUGGUUUAUUUAAGAAAUUGUUGCAUAAGCACUGAAUUGCAAUACACACUUUCUUUUGUACCCAUUAAACAGUUUGCUUUUU